AUAGCAUCAAAUAUUUUGUUAAAAGAAUGUGCUGGCUGUAUCUUUUUCUCACUUCACAGACUUUAAAACGAAAGGAGAUCAGACAACAUAUGAAUGACACUCCAAUUAAUCACGUGAGCCUCUUGUUACGAUAUGUUAUGGCAUUUGUUAUACUGCUUGGUAACUUCGUAGUAUGUCCAGAUGUUAGAUGGCAAAAUUACAGUUCUGGAAUAAAGAAUUGAGUGUCUCGAGGGUCGUGGUAGUAGCAAUAGUUAUAACACCCAGUUGUCCCAAGAGGUUUCCUUGUUGCGUGAAAGAAUUUCAACUCUUGAGCGACAAGCGAGAGACGAUUCUUCCAUUAUACAACGGUUUCGUAAGCGUUUAGAUCAAAUAGACGAAUCAAUAGUGAGAAACAUGGUGAACAUUACGAACCUUGAAGCGCAACGUGAAGAGCGCGCACUGGGAUCAAAUCAGGUAAAACACAGCCACAAUGGUACGUUACUUUGGAAAAUAGACAACUUCUAUAAGAAGAGACAGGACGCCAUUAAUGGUGUUAAGAAUGCCUGGUACAGUCCACCAUUCUACAGUUUUCAAUAUGGUUACAAGAUGUGUGCUAAGAUCUAUAUGAAUGGUGAUGUUUUUGGAAAGGAAACACAUUUAUCUUUGUUCUUUGUUAUCAUGAAAGGUGAUUACGAUGCUCUACAAACAUGGCCAUUUCGAAAGAAGAUCACAAUGAUGUUUAUAGCUCAAGGAAAUGGUAAUCACAUGAUUGAUGCUUUUCAUUCAGAUCCUCGAAGUUCCUUAUUUCAGCGACCAUGGUCUGAUUUGAAUCUAUUUGGAUUGCCAGUUCUAAUUUGGCCGAUAGAGAGUUUAAGCAAUCUUCCGUUCAUUAAGUAUGAUACAAUGUUCAUUAAGUUAGUUGUUGAAUGAACAAAAAAUCUAAAUACACUCGCUCCUGCUUCUCU
Messenger RNA from Xenia sp. Carnegie-2017, 944 nucleotides. RefSeq names its product TNF receptor-associated factor 3-like. The transcript is spliced from 2 exons. Lineage: Eukaryota; Metazoa; Cnidaria; Anthozoa; Malacalcyonacea; Xeniidae. Gene Ontology annotation, biological process: protein K63-linked ubiquitination; tumor necrosis factor-mediated signaling pathway; regulation of canonical NF-kappaB signal transduction. Gene Ontology annotation, cellular component: cytoplasmic side of plasma membrane; plasma membrane signaling receptor complex. Gene Ontology annotation, molecular function: ubiquitin protein ligase binding; tumor necrosis factor receptor binding. The coding region runs from base 394 to 909 and encodes 171 amino acids. The record is from RefSeq and is a predicted model, not a curated record.